Batrachochytrium dendrobatidis JAM81 is the source of this 474-nucleotide messenger RNA. RefSeq lists its product as uncharacterized. Bases 1 to 474 code for a protein of 157 amino acids. Gene Ontology annotation, biological process: cellular respiration; ubiquinone biosynthetic process. Gene Ontology annotation, molecular function: ubiquinone binding. The transcript has a single exon. The record is from RefSeq and is a predicted model, not a curated record. Lineage: Eukaryota; Fungi; Chytridiomycota; Chytridiomycetes; Rhizophydiales. Gene Ontology annotation, cellular component: mitochondrion.
AUGCACGCCUUGGUGUCUGACAUUGAUCACUAUAAUGAAUAUGUGCCAUGGUGCACUGCAUCUCGCACUCUUUAUCGAUCUCCGUCCGUAUCUGCAACUCACACACUCACUGCUGAACUUCAGGUGGGGUUCCAAGCUUUCAGUGAGUCCUACAUAUCAACCGUCACUGUGACUUCACCCACAUCUGUUCGUGCAGUUGCGUCGGAUUCGGCCAUGUUCAAAACUCUCAUCAACGAGUGGAAGUUUAUACCCAUUUCUCAAUUACAUCCACAUGCAUCCAAAUCCUCAUUAUCAUCAGACGAGCGAUCGUGUAUUGUUGAUUUUUAUGUCGCAUUCGAGUUUAGGAAUGCCAUCUAUGCCCAAGCAUCCAAGCUAUUUCUUGACGAAGUAAGCAAAUCAAUGGUUACGGCUUUUGCUGAUAGGGCAAGAGUGGUAUAUGGGUCACCAGCACGCGCAUCUAUCAAGUUAUCAUAG